Messenger RNA from Tuber melanosporum (Perigord truffle), 837 nucleotides. RefSeq lists its product as uncharacterized. Gene Ontology annotation, molecular function: clathrin-cargo adaptor activity. Gene Ontology annotation, cellular component: AP-1 adaptor complex; intracellular membrane-bounded organelle. Gene Ontology annotation, biological process: protein transport; vesicle-mediated transport. The coding region runs from base 74 to 547 and encodes 157 amino acids. The record is from RefSeq and is a predicted model, not a curated record. The transcript has 4 exons. Lineage: Eukaryota; Fungi; Ascomycota; Pezizomycetes; Pezizales; Tuberaceae.
CGUUCAAAUCUUUAAAUUUUUUCUUCUUCUCAACCUCAAAACCUUGACGCUACGCACUAACCUAUCGGUUACAAUGGCUAUCAGGUACUUGAUCCUGCUAUCGAGGCAAGGGAAAGUGCGUCUGGCAAAGUGGUUCACAACCCUCAGUUCCAAAGACAAAUCCAAGACCAUAAAAGACGUAAUACAACUCGUCCUAUCCCGACGCACAAAAAUGUGUAAUUUCCUCGAAUAUAAAGACACAAAAGUAGUAUACCGCCGCUAUGCCUCCCUCUUCUUCGUUGCGGGGAUCGACAGCUCGGACAACGAACUCAUCACGCUAGAAAUCGUGCACCGCUACGUCGAACAGAUGGAUAAGUACUAUGGAAAUGUGUGCGAGCUGGAUAUCAUAUUUAAUUUUCAGAAGGCCUAUUAUAUCCUUGAUGAGUUGUUGAUUGCUGGCGAGAUGCAGGAGAGUAGUAAGAGGGGGCUAUUGAAGUAUAUUGCACAGCAGGAUGCGAUCGAGGAUACCGAGGGGGAGGAGGAUAAUAUUUCUAGGAUAAUAGGGUGAAAUGAGUGAAUAGGAAAUGAAGGGUUUUCUUUUAUCUUAUAUCAAUUCACUUCUUUCUUUCUUUUAGGAUUUCCGGUGAGGGGGAGUCGUGGGUCUUUCGCGAGGGAGAUGGGUGAAUCUUUGUGUAAUUUGUUCGGAUACCGAUUGAAGCCAUAUGUGGGGGCGUUGUUUGACGAGGGAGAAUUUAUUGGAGGGGUGUUGGAAAUCGCCGAUUACACUCUAGAGGUUUCCCUAUAAUCCAUGUCUAAAGUAUCGACUCUAUUGAGCUAGAAAACGAAAACGUUGUUUAA